AUGCCUAGAGCUUUUGUCGUCACCAAAAAACUGCACAGAAAUACAAAACAUACAACAAAACAUACAACAAAAAACACAAAAUACGAAGCAAAAUUACUGAAAAAAGUUACAACCUCAAGAUCGCUUGACUCGAACAAAAGCGUCGGUGGCUGUAGUAGCAACAGUAGCGAUGUUAGCAGGAGUGGCUGUGGUAGCGGAAGCAAUUUUGCCUCUGGCGACUUGCCCGAUCUUCUCCCGCCCCAAAUUCCGCCAAGAAAUAGUGUGGCUGGGAGAAAGGUUUUUGACGGCAACUCGUUCGGAGAUGAGGGCAUCAGUAAACAUUCUUCUAUGCGUUCAUUCCAAGCGUUCGGUUUCGGAGCCAACAACAACGCCAGCGCCAACAACAGCAACAACCUCAGCAACUUAAACAACAACAACAACAUCAGCAGCAACACCACAAGCAACAGCACCCACCACUACGGCAACAACAUCAACAACAACUCGAUAAUGACUGGACAGUUCUCCACCCUCUCCAGCUUGCCGAGCAGAGGCUCGCACAUUAACGUUAACGUGGCACCCACUGUCAGCACUGAGAAUAACGAUACUCCAGAGAUACACAAGUAUCAGAAGAGGUUCAACUCCGAUGUCUUAUGUGCAGCCCUCUGGGGAGUCAAUUUGUUGAUUGGUACGGAUAGCGGCCUCGUCCUAUUGGACAGAAGCGGCCAGGGCAAAGCGUCCAGGGACGAUUGCGAGGUUGCUUUGGCCCGCAGAUUCAACCAACCAGGUGUUUCAAGGCCCGCGAAAGGACCUCGAAGUUACGAAGUAAGCUGGAACUUUUAUUUAGUUCUCGACAAAAUCCAUUUCCAAUCCGCCAUCAGAAAUGGAUUCAGGAACCAAAAGCUAACGAAAUGA
Molecule: messenger RNA, 891 nt
Organism: Helobdella robusta
Lineage: Eukaryota; Metazoa; Annelida; Clitellata; Rhynchobdellida; Glossiphoniidae
Exons: 5
Coding region: 1-891 (296 amino acids)
Source: RefSeq, a predicted model, not a curated record